AUGUGUAGCAUACAAUUAAAUUAUUCAAAAAAAUCUUACAAUGUGAUUUCUUAUUUAAGUUUCAAUAACUAUCUAGAGUUUAUUGCUGACAUUUUUCUUCAUAUAACAUACCUGUUUGGUGGAAGUACAGAUUCUCCUCGGAGUCCCAGCAUUGAAAUCCCAGCUGAUCUUUUGGAGAAGACGUCUGUCUCCAUCACCUGCUCGGCUCCCACUCCCUGUCCUCACUCCCCUCCUGAACUCACCUGGAAUCUCCAAGCAGACUCUCAGAGACAAACGGAGACAAACACAGAUGGAAGCUUUACAACUAAAAUCCAGAAGACCAUCACUCUGUCAGACACUCAUGAUGGAUUCACCAUCAGAUGUUCUGCCAGAUAUCCUGUGAAUGAAGGACCACCAAAGACAGCAGAGACACUAAAGACUCUCAGUGUUUCAUAUGCUCCUAAGAACACCUCAGCAUCCAUCAGUCCAUCAGGUUCAGUGUCUGCAGGUAUCUGUGUGAAGAUGACCUUCAGCUGGUUCAGGAGCAGCACAGAUGGAGACCAGAAAGUAGCUGAAGGAGAAUUUUACAGCCUGAAUCCAGCAGAAGGAGGAGCUUUUUACUGUGUGGCUACAAGUGAUCUGGGGAACCAGACGUCUGGAAAGAUUGAUCUGAUAGUUGAAGUGAGGAGAGCAUCUGUGGAUCACAGCAGGAUCCCUGAGGACCGGUCCAUGCCGUCCGGUCUCUGUGACCGGGAGGAGACGGCAGCCUUCAAGUCCAAGAUGAGACACGACGACGGCAGAGAAACUGUUACAGCCGAGGUAUAA
This is a messenger RNA of Oryzias melastigma (Indian medaka), 804 nucleotides long. RefSeq names its product vascular cell adhesion protein 1-like. The coding region runs from base 1 to 804 and encodes 267 amino acids. The record is from RefSeq and is a predicted model, not a curated record. Lineage: Eukaryota; Metazoa; Chordata; Actinopteri; Beloniformes; Adrianichthyidae. The transcript is spliced from 4 exons.